AGCCCUCGCACGAAACGAAGACCCAACACAGCCCAAAAUAAAUAAAUAAAUAAUCCUUCCCUCUACUUAAAAAAAAAAAAGUCAAGUUUGCAGGUUCUUCACUGGGGUCUGUUCUGGUGGCUGCCUCCCUCUAGCGUGCAACAGAAGGAUGACCUUAUUCUGUGAGAGGACAACUGUGAAGGAAGGAGCUGCGUGUGUGAAAGUCUGUGGGAAGAGAGAGCCACCUACAAUGUCCCCACCAAACCAGUCAGUGGGAGGCCUUCUGCAGGGAGCUCCCAACAGAUCCCUGAAUGCCACAGAAACUCCAGGGGCUUGGGAUCCAGGGACCCUCCAAGCCCUCAAGAUUUCUCUUGCUGUGGUCCUUUCCAUCAUCACACUGGCCACAGUCCUUUCCAUCGCCUUUGUGCUUACCACCAUCUUCCUGACCAGGAAGCUCCACACCCCGGCCAACUAUCUCAUUGGCUCCCUGGCCAUGACUGACCUCUUAGUUUCCACCUUGGUCAUGCCCAUCAGCAUCGCAUAUACCACCACCCACACCUGGAGCUUUGGCCAACUCCUGUGUGACAUCUGGCUGUCUUCUGACAUCACGUGCUGCACAGCCUCCAUCCUGCAUCUCUGUGUCAUUGCUCUGGACAGGUACUGGGCCAUCACUGAUGCCCUGGAGUACAGUAAACGCCGGACAGCAGGCCAUGCGGCCGCCACGAUUGCCAUCGUCUGGGCCAUCUCCAUCUGCAUCUCCAUCCCACCACUCUUUUGGCAGCAGGCUGAAGCUCAUGAAGAGAUGUCGGACUGCCUGGUGAACACUUCUCAGAUCUCCUACACCAUCUACUCCACCUGUGGGGCCUUCUACGUCCCGUCUGUGUUGCUCGUCAUCCUCUAUGGCCGGAUCUACACGGCCGCCCGGAACCGCAUCCUGAGUCCGCCAUCCCUCUACGGGAAGCGCUUUACCACAGCCCGUCUCGUCACAGGCUCUGCGGGGUCCUCGCUCUGCUCGCUCAUUCCCAGCCUUCACGAGGGGCACUCUCAUUCCGCCGGUUCCCUUCUCUUUUUUAACCACGUGAAGAUCAAGCUUGCGGAUAGUGUCCUGGAGCGCAAGAGGAUUUCUGCUGCCCGAGAGAGGAAAGCCACUAAAACCCUAGGGAUCAUUCUGGGGGCCUUUAUCAUCUGCUGGCUGCCCUUCUUUGUUGCAUCUCUGGUCCUCCCCAUCUGCCGGGACUCGUGCUGGAUCCACCUGGCCCUUUUUGACUUUUUCACCUGGCUAGGCUAUCUAAACUCCCUCAUCAAUCCAAUAAUCUAUACUGUGUUUAACGAAGAGUUUCGGCAAGCAUUUCAGAAAGUCGUCCAUUUCAGGAAAGCCUCUUAGUCUUGUUUGGUGGCGACUCGUUAUCUUUUAUGUCCUGUAACCCAACUGGAAUUGUCUUUUUUAUUUUUCCUGAGAGUUGGGUUAGUCCUGAUAUCUUGGGUGUUGGUUCAAUCAAUAGAAUUGUUCAGCGUU
Balaenoptera musculus (blue whale) is the source of this 1495-nucleotide messenger RNA. RefSeq names its product 5-hydroxytryptamine receptor 1D (gene HTR1D). The transcript has a single exon. Gene Ontology annotation, cellular component: dendrite; plasma membrane. Gene Ontology annotation, molecular function: neurotransmitter receptor activity; G protein-coupled serotonin receptor activity. Bases 149 to 1363 code for a protein of 404 amino acids. NCBI's taxonomy places the organism in Eukaryota, Metazoa, Chordata, Mammalia, Artiodactyla, Balaenopteridae. Gene Ontology annotation, biological process: regulation of locomotion; smooth muscle contraction; regulation of behavior. The record is from RefSeq and is a predicted model, not a curated record.